Suricata suricatta (meerkat) is the source of this 1847-nucleotide messenger RNA. It is a transcript of the gene DAZAP2, whose product is annotated as DAZ associated protein 2. The coding region runs from base 92 to 715 and encodes 207 amino acids. The transcript is spliced from 4 exons. The record is from RefSeq and is a predicted model, not a curated record. NCBI's taxonomy places the organism in Eukaryota, Metazoa, Chordata, Mammalia, Carnivora, Herpestidae.
UCGUCACGUGACACGGAAGUGACUACGAACAGGAAGAGGACGAAAAAAAUAACCGUCCGCGACGCCGAGCCGAACCGGACCAGCAGCCACCAUGAACAGCAAAGGUCAAUAUCCAACGCAGCCAACCUACCCCGUGCAGCCUCCUGGGAAUCCAGUGUACCCUCAGACCUUGCAUCUUCCUCAGGCUCCGCCCUAUACUGAUGCCCCACCUGCCUACUCAGAGCUCUAUCGUCCGAGCUUCGUGCACCCAGGGGCUGCCACAGUCCCCACCAUGUCGGCUGCGUUUCCUGGUGCCUCCCUGUAUCUUCCCAUGGCCCAGUCUGUGGCUGUUGGACCAUUAGGUUCCACAAUCCCUAUGGCCUAUUAUCCAGUUGGUCCCAUCUACCCACCUGCCUCCACCCCCUGGAUGCCCUCCCAAUGCUGCUCAGCUCGCGGUCAUGCAGGGAGCCAAUGUCCUCGUAACUCAGCGGAAGGGAAACUUCUUCAUGGGUGGCUCAGAUGGUGGCUACACCAUCUGGUGAAGAACGGAGGCCACCUCUGUACCGAGAAAGACAUCACAUACCUUCAGCACUUCUCACAAUGUAACUGCUUUAGUCAUAUUAACCUGAAGUUGCAGUUUAGACACAUGUUGUUGGGGUGUCUUUCUGGUGCCCAAACUUUCAGGCACUUUUCAAACUUAAUAAGGAACCAAGUAAUGGUAGCAGUACCUCCUUAAAGCAUUUUGAGGUAGGGGAGGCAUCCAUUCAUAAAAUGAAUGUGGGUGAAGCAGCCCUAAGGAUCUUCCUUGACUUCCUCUGGAGUAAUACUGUACCAUACUGGUCUUUGCUCUUAGUAAUAAACAUCAAAUUAGGUUUGGAGGGAACUUUGAUCUUCCUAAGAAUUAAAGUUGCCAAACUAUUCUGAUUGGUCUUUAAUCUCCUUUAAGUCUUUGAUUUCUAUUACUUGUUAUAAAUGAAACGCAUUAGUUGUCUGCCUUUCCCUGUCCAUCCCUUGCCCCACGUCCCACCCUCAACCCUAGUCUUCCAGUUCCUUCCCACCAGUCUCCAUUGAAUCAAUGGUGCAGGACAGAAAGCCAGUCAGACUAACUUCCUUCUUUCCUUGCACUUCUCCCCACUUGCCAUCUUUUAACUAGUCUUUCACAAGGAUCCUCUGAAACCCCUUCUGUGCCCCAAGCACGACCCCAUUACUUCUGGGUUUUUUUUGCAACUCAGGCAAAUGUGGAGGGUGCCUCUCGGACCUUCCUCAUAGGCUGUCUCUUCAUCUGUGAACCAAACCCAAAUUUGCUCCGGAGUCCAAAAACCUGAGAGCUCUAUUUGAACAAAGGGUCUCAGUGCAAACUGUACUGUAAACAAGUUUGUUUAAAACGUGGAGGCAGGGAGGGGGAUGCAUUUCAAAAGCCUGAUGACGUUAGAGCCAAAUUAGGGGACGUUUUCCCACCCCAAAACUGGUCACCAUGUAUCGUCGGAGUAUCGGACAUAGGCACUCAUGGUUCCCAAGAACUCAUAGGCUGGGUUAAUGGGGUCAUGAUAUGAAUCCCUCACUACAAAAUGACUUGAGUCCAGUGAAAUCUCAUUAGGGUUAAGAAUAUUUCAGGGAUCCUUAAUAUUUUGAUUUUUAUUUUCUGAAAUUGGAUUUUAUUUUAUUUUAUCUUAUAAGUUCAGUUCAUCUAAAUUUUGUGUUCUGUACAUGUGAUGUUUGACUGUACCAUUGACUGUUAUGGAAGUUCAGCGUUGUAUGUCUCUCUCUACACUGUGGUGCACUUAACUUGUGGAUUUUUUAUACUAAAAAUGUAGAAUAAAGACUAUUUUGAAGAUUUGAAUAAAGUGAUGAAGUUGCAUUACACCUCA